This is a messenger RNA of Bactrocera dorsalis (oriental fruit fly), 1386 nucleotides long. RefSeq lists its product as uncharacterized. The record is from RefSeq and is a predicted model, not a curated record. The transcript is spliced from 2 exons. Bases 72 to 761 code for a protein of 229 amino acids. Lineage: Eukaryota; Metazoa; Arthropoda; Insecta; Diptera; Tephritidae.
UAAAAAUAAAAAUAAGGCGUUUCCGAGGCCUUAAAACAGUUAAAAAAAAAACAGAGAAGAAAAACAUCACCAUGGCAACUGUUAACAGCUCCGAGCUCCUGAAGGAAGCUUCGAGAAUAAGGCCAUUCAACGGAAGUGAUGGUUACGACCCAUCCUCAUUUAUAAGAGAAGUAGAUGCCAUACUCCGCCUCUUUAACGAUAACCCAUCGUUAAAGGAAUUCGUUAUUCAACGCUACGUACUAACGAAAGUAAAUGGAGACGCCCUGAAGGUAGUCCGACCUUUAGGAAGCACGCCGAUGUGGGACGACGUAAAGGAGGAACUCAUCCGGAACUUCGGGGUAAAGGAGAGCUACAGGAGUCUGUACCACCAGGCCAUCAACGUUAAGCACUACAAUAUCAACUGGACACUAAUAUUUUUGAUACUAAUGACAAUGGCUCCAACAGCAACGUCCAUUUUAACCAUCCAACCGAUUCAUGAAAACAGCGGAUAUGUGGAAAUUAGUACAUCCAAAACGGAAAUUGUAGUUUCAUCAGAAUUUAUAAUACACGCCAUAGACCCUUAUGAAAUUUUAUAUUUAAUUAACAACAUGACUUUUAAUACAAAUCUCUUGAGGCCAUUACAUCGCGAUUUACUUAGGAAUGAACUCUUAAUCCUUAAAACAAAAGUCAAAACCUUAAUACCUAAAUCUAGUGGGAAUAGGCAUAAAGGAGGAUUAUUUAAUUUGGUUGGGACAAUGAAUAAAUAUUUAUUUAUGACAUAGAUAGAAAGGAUAUUGAGGAUCACUUAAAGUUUAUUGAUCAAAAUAUGCACAAUUCUAUUACAACCUUAAACCAACAAGUUAAAAUAAAUAAAUAUUUUGAAAAAACAUUUAAAUAUUUAAAAUCAACAAUAGAACAAGACAGGGAAAAAAUACUAGAUUAUGAAAGAGGAAAUGAUAAAAUUCUAAAGGAUGCUGCAUUAAACAACAUGUUUAACGAGCAAAUCUUAAGAAUACAUGUCCUUAAAGAAAAAAUUGAUCAUAUUCAAGAUAGCAUUGCAGCCGCCAAACAUGGAUUAUUACAUCCAGGAAUUUUGACAAGUGAAGAAGUUGAUAUAUACGAAAUAGACCUAUUUAAGUUGCAACAUUUAAAAAUAUGUGCAAUUCAGUAUGCAGAAAAACUGCUCCUUUUAAUAGUAAAGGUACCACGAAAUUUCAGCACAGUUCAAUUAAAAGUUAUUCAGCCCAUUUCAAAUGAACAAAUGAGAGAAAUUACUUCCGUUUCAGAAACAGUUUUUAAUUACAAUAAUAAAACUUAUACAUAUGAAAAAGACAAAACACUUAAUGAAUUAAAAACUUCAAAACAUUGUAUUUUUACAAAAACAUGUCUAUUAAGUAAGAACGAAAU